This is a messenger RNA of Coregonus clupeaformis (lake whitefish), 3291 nucleotides long. It is a transcript of the gene irag1, whose product is annotated as murine retrovirus integration site 1 homolog. Lineage: Eukaryota; Metazoa; Chordata; Actinopteri; Salmoniformes; Salmonidae. The record is from RefSeq and is a predicted model, not a curated record.
CUGAGGGAAGGUUCUGUCGGGUGUGUUUAUGUGGAGCUAAGCAGUGGAGGUGGUAUCUCUCACAGGAGAUUACAGAGCUGUGACGAUUCAGAGGCACCCUGCAAUGAUGACAACAAACCAAGCCAAGUCCAAUGUCCUGACUUUGUCCCAGACCAAAAGCACAACAGUACCAGCAGUGAUGGUCCUGCACCUGCAUUUUUAGGUUCCAUCCCAGUGUCAGAGACACAAACGCCCCCAGUGUCCCCAUCCCAAGUCUUCCUCCAGUACGAGUGUGCACCUCCUCUUUCCGUCCCACCGGAAACACCCCCUCAGUCUGCCUGUGACAGUCAUGCUGCUGCUCACACUGAGGAGAAUGUAGCACGUCUCAGAUCGGAGGAUCCUUGUUGCCGUGACUACUGUCAGUCAGAGACCCGCGACUGUGGGAGUGGCCAGGCCUUGCCACCUGGAGACUGUGGGAGGAGUCAGCCAUCAGACUCAGGAUACAGUGCUGGUAGUAAAGCCUCUGAACCAGAAGAUAGUGGGAGGAGCAACAAAUUAGAACCAACAGAUAUUGGGUGUGAUCUAGAGCACUGUGGGAGUUUCCAUUCUCGAGAUCUACCGACUGUUUUAAUAACAUGCUUAGAUAAGGAAGGAGGGGGCCACGAGUUGUACUGCUUUCCCUGGGUUCAGACUGAACAGCAGUUAGAAGAAUCCCCUACCCAACCCAUUCCAGCUGAGAGCCCCUUUUUUUUCCCCCUGACACGACCCCGUCCCCCACAGCCCCCCGUCAUGCCCGUCCUCCCUGAAGAAGAGGAGGAUUCCCCUGAGGAGCUCGACAGUUCCUCCAGCUCACCCAGCACAUAUACACCAGUUGAAAGUAGAGCAGUUACCAUGGCCAUGCCUGCUCCCACCAUUGUCUUCCCAAAGCAAGCGUCCGUAACCGUGUUCCAAGCAGACGGUCGCCCUCUGGAACAGACCAGACCACACAGUCCCAGACCUUGCUUGUCCCGAAACUCCCUGGGAGGACCCAUCACUACAGUCGACAGCACAGGCAAUGUGAUAGACCUGGUGAAAGACCGUCUGCCUGAGCUGCAGCUCUCUGAGGAGGACCGUCAGAAGAACCUGGAGCUACUGCAGGAGGCCAAGAAAGUCAGUGACCGCUUCCUGAGCCGCAGGGGCCGAAAGUCCACCUGCAGCCUCUCUGAAUCCCCCACAGGUCUCUCUCCCAACCACACACCAUCUUCCUCACCUGUACCGUCCAGAAGCACCUCUCUUAUCACAGCCCCUCAAAUAGCUGUAGCCACAGAGGUGAACUAUGCCCCCUCGUCGCCUGUCAGCCUGCGAUUGGAGGUUCUGUCUGAGAGGGAGCAGGCUGAUACUAGUACACUGGAGCAUGAGAGCACCAGGAGGCUGGUGGACUGGAAGCCCAAUGAGAAGCGUAAGGUGUCCUCAGGCACCCUGGCUCCCCGCUACUCUGGUCCCCCACCCCCCAGGGAGCCCAGUGGGGGCCAGAAGGAGAACUGUGACCCCCGGGUAACAGCUAAGAAUUGCUCAGCACCAGUACUAGUCAAUAAGCCAGAGGAGGGUCUGGUCCGAGCCCCUAACCAGGCCCCUGCUACUGGGGUGGCCAAGCCUGUCCCUCGGCCCCCCACUCAGCAGGCCCCCUGCACGGCAGAGAUCAAGACCAUCGGGGCCUUUCCUCCCCUCAUGAGAGCUGUCUCCUGGGACACUUUGGAACCCUCAACUCCAGGAAUGGGGCUCCAAGUCUCCCCCCUACAAACGAGGAAACCUUCUCCUUUCAAGACAAGACCCAGGGAUGCCUUGCUCAAGUCCUCUGGGUACAAGGACUUCCCUGUACAGCCUGUCAACGUGCAGAAACUGUCUAAAAUAAGAGAGGAGCACAAGCUGAUGCGGAACCAAAGCAUUGUGGGGUCAAAGUUGGCAGACUUGAGUGAAACAGCUGAACAGGAAAGAGGUCCCUCUCUUUUGUCCCCUGCAGGGUCUCAUAAUGAUGAGGAGGCUAAAGAGAAGUCAGACGCCAUGCCCAACAUCUCAGACAUCAUGCUGAGGAAACUCAAACUGCACAGAGGGCUACCAGGCUGUGCACCUCCACUCACGGAAAAAGAAGUUGAGAACGCGUUUGUUCAACUGUCGCUUGCGUUCCGGAACGACAACUACACUCUGGAGACGCGGCUCAAACAGGCGGAGCGGGAGCGGACCCUGACCGAGGAAAACACAGAGAAGGAACUGGAAGAAUUCAAAGGCUCUCUGAAGUGCACGGCACCACAGUGGAGCAACAUGGAUCAGCGGGAAUCCUACCAGAGCCUCAUAGAGACAGUAGCAGUACUGCACCGUCUGGCCACCAGGCUCUCCAGCAGGGCUGAGAUGGUUGGAGCAGUGAGACAGGAGAAACGCAUGAACAAGGCCACAGAGGUGAUGAUGCAGUACGUGGAGAAUCUGAAGAGGACCUAUGAGAAGGACCAUGCUGAGCUGAUGGAGUUCAAGAAGCUGGCCAACCAGAACUCCAGUCGCUGCUAUGGAGGAUCCAUAGACACUGGAGAUGAUGGAGUUCCACGGCCAUCCAGAUCCAUGUCGCUGACCCUGGGAAAGGCUUUGCCUAGACGGAGGGUCAGUGUUGCGGUGGUCCCCAAAUUUAACCUCCUGAACAUACCUGGUCAGACCCCGGUCAUGGCAGGUCCUGGCCCCAGCGUUGCCAUGGGACCCAGCCACCAACCCACCAUGGGCCAAGCACUUCCUGUCCUGUGUGAAGCCAACAGUAUGAAAAGCAUCUUUCCCACUGAGCCUACACAGCCAGCUAUAGCUGAGAGUGGAAAGAGUGUGGCAGAGCAGGAAGCUGAGCCAUCAGCCCCAGCCAAGCCCCCCGUCAACCUAGAGGAGAUCAGAUCAGAGAUCAAGGCAAAGAUCGAGGAGGAGGCCUACAAUAAAGGCUACCAAGAGGGACUGAAGAGAAGUAAAGAAGUCAAAGAGGUGGGGGAGGAGGAGGAGGAGGAGGAGGAGAACGCAGAGGAAUUGCCAGAAAAGAAGGAUGAAGAAAAAGGAAAAGAAGUCAGCAGAAAAGAAAAGUUCAGCAGUAAGGUUGAAGAGAUCCUAGUUGUCCUUGACCGGCUUUGCCCCAAGAUUUUCCGCCGUAACCGACUUCUCUGGAUUGUUUUGACGCUGUUCCUGGUCACGUUUCUGGUCGUCAAUGUUUUCACAUACUUUAGUGAUCGCUAUAACAACCAUGGGGACAUGUCGGCAGAAAAAGCCAUGGUCCAGGGCAAGAAGAAGAUCUUUGGACUGAAUGUCCAGUAA